This is a messenger RNA of Maylandia zebra (zebra mbuna), 1339 nucleotides long. RefSeq names its product AFG2 interacting ribosome maturation factor (gene airim). NCBI's taxonomy places the organism in Eukaryota, Metazoa, Chordata, Actinopteri, Cichliformes, Cichlidae. Gene Ontology annotation, cellular component: nucleus; cytoplasm. The record is from RefSeq and is a predicted model, not a curated record.
UGGUUCAGGCAACAUGGUAGAAAUGUGAUGUUCUGUAGCUGCGGGAAGAAUCAUUUAAAAGUCAUUUUUCAUAAAGUCGCCUUCAUGGAAAAUAAGACAUAAAGCUGACUUAAUGUAUUUCGUGUUUUUCCCUUUGAACACCUAAGUACUGAAAUCGUUUGCUGAAAUGUCCACGCUUGCGGUAGCUACGCUUCAUCAGGCUCUGAGGAAAAGCUUCGCGACACUUGAAAGCAACCAAAAAGUAUGGAAGAGUGUUUUAGCCGAGUGCAGCCCUCUGAUGGUGUCUCUCGGGAAUUUGGCGGAGCAGUCGAGAGCACUGUCCAACGUGCAGAUCUCCAACACACCGCUCAGAGGUUUUCCUGAUCUGGAGGAGAGACUCCGCUUUAAGCUCCUUGAAGCAACGGAUAUAGUGCUGGGAAAACUCAACGAGAAGAUGUCUUCCCUCCAGUCUGCGAGGGAUGCUAUCAGUAACCAGGUUGCUUCAAUCCUUCAUCUGUACGAGCAGAACGCACACAGUUUAGAUCUGCUUGCAGUAACUGAGGGAUCAACCACCACCCCGUCGGUUGCUGACAUGCUCGAGUGGCUUCAGGAUGCUGAGCGUCACUAUCGGCAACAAUUCCUGAGGAGGAAAACUCUGCUUCAAACACUGAGAGCAGAUGACCUCUCUCUUCUGGAAUCUGCUCCCCAAAGGUGGAACUCAUUGGAGUCUCCCAGUGCUGAGGACCACAUCACAGAUACACUUUGCAAAGUGUCUUUCUUUGUGGAGUCGCAGUGAAGAUUGUUAAGGACUUACCUAAUCGUGAAUAUAACUGCAUUUUAAUGAAGACAAUGAGAAGAAAGAGAUCCACAAGAAUGACUGAAUCUAGCUCCACAUUGACUUGAACUGAUGCACACAAACAUCGCUUGGAGGACAAUGGUGCAGUGAAAGCUCCUGGUUCAAACCUCCUGGUUAACUGUUGGUUUUUGUGUGGAGCUUGCAUGUUAUUCCUGAGCCUGCAGGGGUUCCAUUGGCUUCUUCCCACAGUCCAAAAACACAAACUUGUAUGUAAAUUGGAUGCCUGGAUGUGAAAGUAUAAAUAGUUCUGUCUUCCCUGAUGAACUGUUAAGCCCAGAUAGGAUCAGCAAUUAAAAAUGGAUGAGUGGACUUAAACUGCUUCUAGAUCUAUUUUGAAGGGAAACCAGGGUGGCCUAAAAACUACAAAUAAGUAUUUACAAAUAAUGGGGCCAAUGUAAAAUAUUGAUUUAUCUUGAAUUCAGUUUGGAUGGAUUGAAAAGUUUAAUCCAGUACGUAUGAGAAUUUUGAGCACAAGUGAAAUUAAAUGUAUUGAUUGAACAGAAA